This is a messenger RNA of Hippocampus zosterae (dwarf seahorse), 2329 nucleotides long. Its product is annotated as dynein regulatory complex protein 1-like. The transcript has 14 exons. Gene Ontology annotation, biological process: cilium-dependent cell motility; regulation of cilium movement; axonemal dynein complex assembly. Bases 169 to 2163 code for a protein of 664 amino acids. Gene Ontology annotation, cellular component: axonemal dynein complex; axoneme. The record is from RefSeq and is a predicted model, not a curated record. NCBI's taxonomy places the organism in Eukaryota, Metazoa, Chordata, Actinopteri, Syngnathiformes, Syngnathidae.
GUAUUGUAAUUUUUCAUCGGUUAGUUGUUUUUCCGAGUGUCCCUAAAUGCAGCACUCGGUCGCCGUAGCAACGAGUCGCAAAACGCAGCACUGCAACACUCUGCUGGAAUCUUCGCGCCUUCACACUUCGUCAUACGGCGGAAAAUUUACAAUUAACUUAACGUCAUUAUGGAAACGGUGAAGGUCGCCGAGAAGAUGUGUGGAAAAUUGACUUUGCCCGGAAUUGACGAUGCCGGAAACGGAGUGUCCACCCAGGAGAGGCCGCCGCAAGCGGAAAAGGAACUGGAAAAGUCCUGCUGCCCUGCUCGAAUUUCCAAGCUGGAGAGCGAUUUAUUGGCACUGGUGAUUGACAUCCAAGCAGCCGCCGACGCCAAAGAAUCCCUGCGAAGGGAAGAGUUGGAGGGCGCUCGCAAGCUACGUUUAGAGCGCCUGGAGAAAGAAGUCAAGUCCUGCCAGGAGAAGUUUGAGGAGAUCACCGCCAGAUGGUCGUUGGCCGAACAGACAGUCAUCCCUUACGAGCUGCAGGAAACGCUCAAGUGGCAGCAGCUCUUGUGUGCGGAACUUAUCGAAGACAAGAGGAAAGUCAUCAACGACCUCCAGCAGGAGUUGAAGAGUGGAGACGAUUGCUUUGUGAAGGACUUGAGGAGGCAGGCCAACGAGAUUGAUCAGAUGAUGCAACGCUCUGAAGAUCUCGUCAGUCUUCUGACACAGGCCUACAGGGAGGAGCUGGACCAGAUUGAGAGCGUGUACCAGCAGGAGUAUGACAUCCUGCUCACAAAAGACCAGACGGAAUGGGAGCAGUGCGUUCAGGAGCUCUGGGACCAGCAGCAAGAGCGGCUGGCAGAGAGGAAAAGGACUGUGGAGAAGUACGAAGCUAAAAUGUACAACCUGAUGAUGGAUCCAGAAUAUAAGUAUGAUGCGGCCAGGGCUGAGCACUUCGCUCAGCUUCAGGCCCUGGAGAGGGAACAUCAGCAGGCAAUGGCCGACGAUGUGCUCGGUAAUAUCAACUACAUCAAAGACAAGGAUGACAGAGAGAUGUACAACUUAGCCCACAUGAAGAGCAGAAUACUCAGUCUGCAGACCGAGCUGAAGAACUUGCGGCGCACCUACUCGAGUGGCAAGAAACAAUCGGAGGAGCAGAGCAGCCGUUUGUCCGGCGACUACAAACGUGGCAUCGAGCAAUACCAGUGCAUGCAGCAGAGAAUCAAGCACUUUGCUGUCUCUGAUGCCAAGCAAUUUGAGGAAACAUGGCAGAUGCUUGACAAGGAGGUGAGGCAACAAGCCGAGAAGGCUUUACUCAUCGACCGCACGAUUUACAAGCAGCACCUCAAUCUGCCCUGGGCGAGACCUCGAGCGGCUUCGUCCUUGGGACUAUUCGAUCCAGACCACCUUUGGAAACAAGCCAGCACGGAACAGUCCGCGUCGCUGCCGGAAAGCUCUGCUGGGACGGACGGAGCUGCUGCGGCACCGGCGGAGGAGGCGCUGCCCUUGGAUAGCAUCAAGGAACUCAUGGAGUUGCUGUGUGAUGAGUUGGGCUUCCUGACGGAGGACCGACUCCAACUGUUGGCAACCUUGGACAAGAAGGAACAGAAUGUCGUAAAGCUCGAGACUCUUCUCCAAAUUUUGGGGAUUGAAGAGGAGGAUUUACCCAAGUUGGCUGAUUUUAUGCUCAAGUACCAGCAGAGGGAGCAAGCUGAGUUUCUCCUCUUUCAGGUUGGUUCUCCUGGUUCAGAUGAAUCCAGCGACAAAACACAGGAAGGUGCCACCAGCUCGCCGUGUCAUCCCAACCACAUCCUGCCUGCUUUGAAGGAGUUCUUGAAACAUCACCCUCGCUUCAGGAGGAGCCAUGCCACUGGGCAGCCUGGCUACUGGAGCGCAGACAUGUGGGAUUCCUUGGCAGACGAAGCUUAUUGGGAGAGUUUGGCCAACGUCAUCCCUGAGGAUCAACUCAAAGUGUGGGAGUCGGCGGAGCUCGUCCUGAAGAAGCACAUGUACGCAAGUGGGAAGCGAACACGCAUGCGCAAGACGCAUCAAGUCGACUCCUUCCCUUUGUCCUCCAGGGCGGUUCUCACCAAGAUAUUGGAUCGCAUCCCUGAAAUUGAGCGCCUGGAACAGCAGAACGCAGAACUUUGCAGGCUCCUGCAACAAUCUGUUGACUCAUGAGUUUUGGACGUUUGUUUUUACGAACAUCUGUCUUUUUAUCCUGAAUUCCGAAAUUGCGUUGAAAUUUUUAGGCCAAAAAAAAAAAGACCAUGUACAGUAAGGCGUUUUUUGACAAAAAAAAGACCAUGCAUAGUAAGGCGUUUUUGGCCGAAAAAAACGACCACAU